AAAAACAAAAAUGCAGAACCUAAAGGCAAUUUGUUAAACUGAAAUCAUUGAGAGGAAACUGUGGCGUUUCCAGUGCGGUUAUUGUCGCGUUUGUGUCGCGUUCAGCUAAAUCUCUUAAACUUGUUCGCAAUCCAUUGCGAAAAAAAUUUAAAAUUCAAUUCAUGAAUUAAUAAUAAUUAGCGGGCAAGAGAAACGAAAUGUUCGCAGUGCUGAGUGAGAAAGAUUUUUGAGCAAAUUUUUGGGUGCACCAGGAUCCAGGCACCAGGAGCUACGUCCUACGUCCUAUACCACGUCCUAACACUACCACUCUCGCCUGCCACCCGAUCGAGCUGGGCUGGGCCAUCAUGAGCCACGCCUCCUGCCGCCCGCUUAUCCUGCCGCUGUGCCUGCUCGUCCUGUCCACGCUAAAUGGUCCUGCCACGGCGGCCAGUCGCGUCCGUGUCAGCUCCUCGACCACGAUGACGCGCAACAUUGAGGAGGAGAAUGCUUUACUUUACUUACUUGCUGGUCCGCCCGUGCUGUCCGAGUCCAUUAUGGGAACGGUCGGUCGCCUGCCCUGCAACGUCACCCCGCCCAUUUACGAGGACCGAGUGGCACUGGUCAUCUGGUACAAAGUUGGCCUAAAGACGCCCAUUUACAGUGUGGAUACACGGGACUCGAAUUUCGCUCAGGGCACCCACUGGUCGGACGAGACAUACCGGGAACGGUUAUCCUUUCACGUGGAAGGACGUGCCGGCACUCUGACCAUCAAGUCAACCACCGAGGACGACACGGGCGAGUAUCGGUGCCGCGUCGACUUCCAGAAGAGUCCCACGCGUAACUCCAAAGUGAAUUUAACUGUCAUAAUUCCGCCCGAAUCUGUAAUUAUAUUGGACAGCAAGGGAGCCACCAUUAAGGAUCACACGCUGGGGCCCUACAACGAGGGCUCCGGCAUCAACAUCACGUGCGUGGCCAUCGGCGGUCGCCCGCAGCCGAGGGUUACCUGGCUGCACGGCAACACCGUCUACAAGGACGCCAACGUGGGCCAAUCCCUCUCGGAGCGGCGGGUGGGCAAUGUCCUGUCACUGCCAAGGCUGGAGCGCAAGAAUCUUCACAUGCAGCUAACGUGCCGGGCGGAGAACAAUAAUUUGACAACGCCAAUUAUCAGCAGCGUUGUCCUCGACAUGAACUUACGCCCUCUGAUUGUGAAGCUGCAGGGAGAGAAUCGACCACUCUCGGCCGGGAAUUCUUAUCAGCUCAGCUGCGUUGUCAUCGGAGCACGUCCAGCCCCGACGAUUACCUGGUGGAAGGGCAGCACCCCCAUGAAGAAUACUCAUGAGAUUGCCAAUCCGGACGGCAAUAUGACCACCUCGGUGCUGACAUUCACGCCCACCAUCGAUGACCGCGGCAAGUUCCUGUCCUGCCGCGCCGAGCAGAGCAUGAUACCCGAGUCCGGGCUGGAGGACGGCUGGAAGUUGGACAUCUAUCAUAUUCCGGUUGUGAGCCUUGAACUCGGCACCAAUUCCCUGAACUCGACGCUGCGCGAAGGAAUCGAUGUCUUCUUCGAGUGCAACAUCAAGUCGAAUCCCUGGAUCUAUCAAGUUAGCUGGCGGCACAACGGUGAGAUCCUGUCCAACAAUCCCGCCGAAGGCAUUGCCGUCUCCAACCAGAGCCUGGUCCUCCAAAAUGCCAGCCGGGCCAGGAGCGGCAUCUACACGUGUGUGGGCAGCAACCGGGAGGGCGACGGCGAAAGUAAUCCCGUCCAGCUGGACAUUCGAUUUGCUCCGGUUUGCCGACCUGGCCAACGAACCACUUACAGUGCCGGCAGGCAGGAAACAGUCAAGGUGGCCUGUGAAAUUGAUGCCAAUCCCUCGGAGGCCACCUAUGUCUGGAAAUUUAAUGCAAGCCAUGGCGAAACCAUUGACAUACUCUCCUCUCAGGUUGCCGUGGAUCGGGGCCGCAGUAUUGCCCACUAUACCCCACAAACGGAGAAUGACUACGGAACGCUGUUAUGCUGGGCCACCAACGAAAUUGGCGAUCAAAGUGAACCCUGCGUAUACACAAUAGUCCCAGCAGGCGAACCGGAUCCUUUACUCAAUUGCACGGUACUGAACCAGACAUCGACGGGCUUCCAAAUCGAAUGCAUCGAAGGAUUCGACGGCGGACUGCAGCAGGACUUUAUAAUGGAGGUUUAUGCGAACGGAACGACUCGCUAUCCCAAAAUUUCCAAAUCAAAGCGACCGUACUUUGAGGUGAGCGGUCUGGUGCCCGGCAUGGGCUACAAUGUCUUCCUCAUCGCCCACAAUAGCAAGGGUCGGAGCAAUGCCACCAUUUUGCAGGUCUACACCCUCAAGGAUCCCGAAAAGCAGACGGUUAAAAUAACAUUUACUAAGUCCUAUCAAGGACUAAGACCUGCUUAUCCCAAGCAGCCAAAAGCACCGUCUACCACCGCCAGCGACUGCGUUUGCGACGAGGACGAGUUCAUCAACUUGGGCAAGAUAGUUGGCCACGACGCGGGCAGGGAUCUUGACCAGCAAGAAGACCUCUCCUUGGCCUAUGCCCCCGUCAUCGAGGACAUCCGGCCAUUCCUCGGAAUCCUCGCCGGCAUCGUGGGCAGCAUUUUCCUGGUGGCCCUCAUCAUUGUGAUUGUGGUGCGUGUGCGCGGCUCGUCGGGACGCGAUCGUAAUAAUUACUCGCAUCCGGGCAGCGGCGGCGGAGUCGGCGGCACCACCGGCCCCGGAGGCGUCGGCGGCGGCGGAGUGGGCGGCGUGGGCGUCGGCACGGCCACUGCCAAUGGCAAUGGCAGCCUGGGUCUCCUGUCCAGCAACAACAACGGCAGCCUGGUCAUCGGCACUCUGGGUCACAAUGGCGGGCAAUCAGUGCAGGAUAUGCAUCGGAUCGGCCGGGAGACGUGCCAUGUGACGAGCAGCCUGGACAGCAUUGACAAGAACCCGGACAUCAUACCACAAGACGGUCAUGACGUCGACGAUGAGUGGACGACAAAGGGUCAUGGUCGCACUUACGCCACGGCAGCUUUGGCCGAGCAGAACGCCGUGAUUACGUCCGGCACCUAUGAUCACCUGAUGCCCACAUACGCCGUCGUCGACAAGAAGACAGGACCUCCCCCCGGCCACGGACCCUACAUCCAGUAUAAUACGCUUAUUCCCGUUAGCAAAAUGGGCGCUUACGCCAAUCAACAGCAACAACAGCAGCCGCCGCCACAGAAGACUGAGCUCAGCUACAGCGAACUGGCCGCUCCGCUGGUGGGCAGCGCGGUGGGCGUCCAAAGGAUGGCCCCAUAUUGCAGUGCGACCCUGGGCCGGCCGGGCAGACAGGCGGAACUGAAGCGGGCCGAACCGAACAUCUACUCCCAGAUCGAUCUGGCCCACCAUCCACUGCCCAUGUACUCCACGAGCCCGAUGUUUGGCACGAACAGCACCAUCACCGGAGUCACCAUGUCACAUCCAUCACAAUUGGCCACCUUCUCGCCGACGCCGCCGCCGCCCAUCUUUGCCCACAGCGUGGUGACCACCGGCGAUGGCCUCCUGCAGCCGGUAACGUGCAUGGGUCUGGUGGCAACAUCUUCGGCAGCGGCAGUGGGAAGCGGGAACAUGCCCCUGCCCCCGCAGCAUCAGCAACAGCAGCAGCUGACAGCGGCCAAUGGCGGCGGAAACGGAAGCAUCGUCGGCAUGGGCAUGAGCCUUUAUGGCAGCGAUGUGGGUAAGCCACAGCUGCUAAAGACCGUGCCGGAGGAGCUGCACCACCAGCUCAACGGGGAGGAUGUCCUGAUCGCCCAGGACCGCAACAUGGGCACAGGGACACGCUUCUGACGCUAAGCUGUCGGCCACGAUGAACAACUAAUCUGAAGCAGGAGCUAAAACAGGAAAUGCAAAUCAAAACCAUAACCAAAACCAAGAGAGAACUACUAGUGGCAGAGGCCACUGAUAAAUCGGGGAGUAAUUGGUAAACAAAUUGACUAUAAGUUGUAUGUGAUGAGGGCGCAGGAUGACAUUGAUUUUAAAGGAGCAGAGCUGAACAGAUGUAAAAGUCACCUAAGUUGACAUUUUUUUUAAAAAUAAAGCAAAAGGACAUAAUACGAGCAUUCCAAAUGAUGGGGGAUAAUCCUGUAAAGAGAUAACAAUAAAAAAAUACCGUGCAUGUAAAUUGUUCGAAACGAGACAGUGAAGCUGAGCAUGGUAAUUCCAUUAGGACUUGUAAGGACACUUGUAAAUUAUGGAAUACAAUUAACAUUUAUAGCUAUAAUUACGAAUAAAACUAAAUUGGAAAACACUGAAUUGUUAAUAUAUUUUUAAAUAACAGCUUUAUGCGCCAAAAGGGGAUGGAAAAGUAUGGAAACUUUUAGCUAAGUAAACGAAUUCAUAAUUGUUGUUGACUUUAGUUCGAGUAACCUAAUUCUGAUUACCAUUUAGCUUGUAACUUGGGCAUAACUAAGGCAUUUAAAACAUCUAAAUCAAAUUCAUCUAGCUGUAAGCUCAAACAUAGAUUAGUUCAAAUUGUAAUUAUGAGAAAAUCC
Molecule: messenger RNA, 4513 nt
Organism: Drosophila bipectinata
Lineage: Eukaryota; Metazoa; Arthropoda; Insecta; Diptera; Drosophilidae
Source: RefSeq, a predicted model, not a curated record